This is a messenger RNA of Carassius carassius (crucian carp), 824 nucleotides long. RefSeq names its product fish-egg lectin-like. The transcript is spliced from 6 exons. NCBI's taxonomy places the organism in Eukaryota, Metazoa, Chordata, Actinopteri, Cypriniformes, Cyprinidae. Bases 18 to 824 code for a protein of 268 amino acids. The record is from RefSeq and is a predicted model, not a curated record.
UUAAAAGUUGUGGAGCAAUGAAGGUUUAUCAGAGCGUCCUGCUAUUCUUCUGCUGCCAGUUCCUUCACACUCGAGCCUUAAAGUGUAUCGUGGUGAACGGUAACCUGAAGCAGAUAGACUCUGGGUCUGGCUCCGUGGUUGGCGUGAACAAGAAUAAUGAGAUAUUCGUCCUGAUUGAUAACGUCUUCACAAAGAUCAGUGGGUCUCUAAAGCACUUCAGUGUUGGUCCUGCUGGUCAGCUUGGGGUUAAUACAGCAGACAGCCUCUUUAAGUUUCAGAGUGGCGGUUUUGUUCAGCUUGAAGGGUUUCUCAAGCAGGUGGAUGCUGGAGGUGAUCAGAUCAUUGCAGGUGUCAAUAUGUAUGAUGACAUAUUCUGUUUAAAUAGGGAUGCUAACAACAAAUGGCCAUCCAGUAACAUUCCUUGGGUUCAAAUUGGUGGAAAGCUGAAGUACUACAGCUGUGGUCCAUACAGCUGUUGGGGAGUGAACAGCAAUGACCAAAUCUUCAUCCUGAAGGAUGUGUCGUCUAGUGUCUGUUCAGGGUCCGGCAGCUUUGUGAAUAUUCCUGGACUUCUGUCCAUGAUUGAAGUAGCAACUGAUGGCAGUGUCUAUGGCGUGAACUCUCAAGGGAGCUUAUUCAAACGAGCUGGUGUCACUCGCUCCAACCCCUCUGGCACAGACUGGAUCUCAGUGGUUGCCUGUCCCAAUGGUCACCAGCAUGUGAGCUUUGAACUGGGAGUGCUGUGGGUCGUGUGUGUUGAUGGCUCCAUCCGUAAAUGCACGUCAGAGUCAUACUCACAUUAUAUUGUACAGCUCCCAGAUUAG